CAUCAUCAGGGAGACCUGCUUCUCUGGGAUAUCUUACCUACAUAUAAACAAGCUUUCUAAUACGAUAUUUUGCUAUACCCAAGCAAUAGUUCUCUACUCACAAUUCAAGAGUCAAGAAUUAAGACUUAUCACGCACAGUACCUACCUACACAUAUACAGCAGACAAAUAUAUCAUCCGCACACAGCACCGCUCAAUGAGUUCCUUCCCCUCGCCCAGCCACAAAAAGUCGUCUCGGAUCCACAACAGCGACUGGCAUCCCGAGCCCACGAAAUCACUUCCUCUAAACGCAGCUCGACAAGCGCUCGUGAACGAUAUCCUAGCGCUAUAUAGCUGCGAGCCGACAGUGGACAGGAUCAAGAGAUAUACGCCGGACUGCGUAUACGAUGAUCAAUUCGUGUUUGUGAAUGAUCGGUAUAGGAUGGCGGGUCAGUGGUUCGCGUUGCCGAAAUUGUUUAGGGAGUCGAGAACUGUGGCGUAUCAGGUGGUGAGGAGUGAUGAGGAGGUUAUUCAGGUUAGGAAUAAACAGUCCUGGACAUUCCAAAACCUCCCCCAAAAAAGCGCCACGAUCAGCUCUCUAAUCACACUUUCCCUCGACCCCGAAACGGUGAGUAGUGAUUUCAUCAGGGUUAAACAUCACAAGGACCAAGCGAACGAACAGGAUUACAGCCAUCAUCUCCUAAGCUUCACCUUUAAGAAAUGGCAGGCUGGUCAGGUCGCUAAGCAUAUUAUGGAGAGUCCGGAGAUAGAGACUUUUAGAGAGGAUAAGAGGGGGGGAAGUGAACAAUUGGGCGAGAGGAAGUAUGGGGAGAGGAGGGAUGAGGAGGAGCAUGAGGAGUUGGGGUUUAUUAUGGAGGAUUGCUGAGUGGUUGGAUUUUUUCUUGUAAGGAGAAUUGAAUUGAGUUUAUUCACGUUGCGAGGUUUGGAGGUU
Messenger RNA from Amorphotheca resinae ATCC 22711, 929 nucleotides. RefSeq lists its product as hypothetical. The record is from RefSeq and is a predicted model, not a curated record. The transcript has 2 exons. The coding region runs from base 195 to 863 and encodes 222 amino acids. NCBI's taxonomy places the organism in Eukaryota, Fungi, Ascomycota, Leotiomycetes, Helotiales, Amorphothecaceae.